AUGACUCAGGGAAGGGCAUUUGCUAUCACUUCUGAAAUUCCACCUCCACUGCCUCCUGUCACUUCUCAGACCCCAGAAACUUCGAAUAUUGGUCCUCCGUUGUUCGUUGAGACACCUAUAGGAGGUAGGUCGCCGUUGGAUCAUAUUUGUUGGGAUUAUGAGCUCAUUAUUCGAGAUCGUCGUUUCACUUUUGAUUUCAUUGUGUUGAAUAUGUCGGGGUUUGACCUUAUUUUGGGCAUGGAUUGGCUAUCUACAUUUCACGCUACCAUAGAUUGCUUCAAGCGUCGGGUCCAUAUUUGUCCGCCCGGGGGUUCUUGUUUUGAGUUCUUUGGGGAGCGUCGGGAACCAUUAGAGCUAUAUUUGUGUGGGUCUCGGGAGCAAGAGUCAAUGUAUGUGUUAAUAGUGAGUUUGGCCUUAGAUGAGGACGUAUCCGUGCGUGGGGAGUUACCCCUUGUUGUUUGUGAUUUUUCGAAUGUGUUUCUGAAGGAGUUACCUGGUUUGCCACCCGAGAGGGAGAUUGAGUUCACAUUGACCUACUUCCUGGUACCGCUCCCAUUUUCGUACCUCCUUAUCGUUUCGCGCCUGCCGAGUUAA
Rhododendron vialii is the source of this 594-nucleotide messenger RNA. RefSeq lists its product as uncharacterized. Bases 1 to 594 code for a protein of 197 amino acids. The transcript is spliced from 2 exons. NCBI's taxonomy places the organism in Eukaryota, Viridiplantae, Streptophyta, Magnoliopsida, Ericales, Ericaceae. The record is from RefSeq and is a predicted model, not a curated record.